Messenger RNA from Ananas comosus (pineapple), 1860 nucleotides. RefSeq lists its product as uncharacterized. The record is from RefSeq and is a predicted model, not a curated record. The transcript has 3 exons. The coding region runs from base 510 to 1535 and encodes 341 amino acids. Lineage: Eukaryota; Viridiplantae; Streptophyta; Magnoliopsida; Poales; Bromeliaceae.
UGCACGGAGUGCAAGCAAUAGUGUCCAUCAAAACCCUGCAUCCCGUGUCGCCGCCGCAAAAGGGAAGCUUCUCGGCCCCGCGGCGGCGCCGGCGCCGGCGCCGCGCGGGGCGGCGGCUGCGGUUGCGGUUGAAAAGACGGUAGAGAAAGAGAGAGAGAGGUUGCGCGUCGGGGGCGUCCCGCGUUUCGCGACGCGGAAGAGGUUUUGGCGAUUUAGGUUUCAACUCCUCCCUAAUUACGGCAAAGAGGUUGUUCCUUCGUAGCACCAUAUCUCGUCCCAAACUGGGGCCAUUAAACCCCAUCAACACAACAAAUCCCCUCUCUCGUUUUUAUCUCCUUGAGCGAGCUCAGAAGAGGGAAAAGGGAACGAGAAUCAAUCCCCCCCUCCCCGAAAAAAAAAUCUCUUUUUGGAUAUUAUCAUUGUGGAUUUACAGCUCAAUCGACCUCGAGAUCAUUGGAAAUUGAUGCGGUAAUAUUGAAAACCAGAGUCUUAAUUUCCGGCACAUAUUUAUGGACUCUUUACACGGUCAUGCGAGUAUUGGACAUGAGAAGCCACAUCUUGAGUCUGGAGCAAACCAGGAUAAUAAUAAUGAAGACAAAUUGGAAAAUGGUCCCAAGUUCGGAAAAGAACCAUCUUGGUCCUCUUCAUCUUCUUCAGAUAGUUCAAUAGACGAAGAUUUCUUCCAAAUCGACGCAGUCGACAGUAGCAAACUGAUUACAGCAAAAGAUGAGAAGCCCCUACAAAGUGGAGAAAAUUCUCAGUUACGGGAACCGGCGGUCGAAUCGACCACAAAACUAAAUCCUGAAUCAGAUAAGUUUGUUAAGUUUGAAACGAAUCAGUUCCCUUCGGGUCAAUCUACAGGGAAAUGCAAUGUCCCUGAUCCCAAUAGGAUCCCUGCAUCAAUUUUCACAAGCAGCAAGGGUGGUACACCCAUGGAAUGGAGCGUGACCUCGAAUGAAUCGUUGUUUAGCAUCCAUAUUGGGAAGUCGGGAGACCUCACCAGUUUCUGCAAUAGCAAUUUGGAUAAUUUUUCCUCCGUUGCUGCGCUAGCCAGUCCAAGUCCGGUGAAAGAUGUGAAUUCAGGAUCAGUUUUGAAGAAGCCGGGUGCAGCUGAAGAAGUAAAAGGCGAUGCCAUGAAGGAUGUUCUAAAGGCAACUGCAGAUGGAAGUGCGGUUAAGGAGAAACACACCAUUUCGGGGAUUUAUCAUUCUAAUAGCACUUCUAGUAUCUCCGAGGGGAGUGUUUUAAAGGCGACUGGAGAAGAAACUGAUGCUAGGGAGAAGCCCUCCAUUUCAGGGGCUCCUCAUUCUGAUAGCACUUCUAGGAUCUCUGAGGGCAGUGUUACUAGCUAUCGAUCUUUUGCCUUUCCAAUAUUGACGAUGGAAGGGAGAAGCGGGUCACAGAAGAACGAAUCAUCAGUGCACCAACAGGCGCAAGCGGAGCAGCCGCAGCAAUCUCCUCCACCGACAGAGCCUCCGAUAUCAGGUUUUAGGAAGUGGUUUCCUUGCUUCUCCUGUUGCCCUUUCUGCUGCUGAAUGUGAGAUGCUAGCAACUUCUCUGCUGCUUCCAGUGUUGUAAAUUUUCUGUAACUAACCUAUAGGUUGAUAGGUGAUCUUAUAUAGGUCGCUGGUUAACUCGUAAGCUUCUUGUCCAUUAAAACAAUUCGUAUGGCCUGGUUCUUUGUGGUUAUCACUUCUUCUGAUCCCUAAACAAUUGUGAUCUAGUACAGGAGAUGGAGAACCUCUCACCAACCUUUUUGUUUUGUUUUUUUCCUUUUUUUUUUCAUUGUAAUUAUUUGGCGUCUCUGGAAGGGAGUGGGUAUUGAAAUAUGGAAAAAUUCACACUAGUGUUGAUUAAUGG